Drosophila takahashii is the source of this 522-nucleotide messenger RNA. Its product is annotated as cytochrome c oxidase assembly factor 1 homolog. Gene Ontology annotation, biological process: mitochondrial respiratory chain complex IV assembly; mitochondrial respiratory chain complex I assembly. Gene Ontology annotation, cellular component: mitochondrial inner membrane. The record is from RefSeq and is a predicted model, not a curated record. NCBI's taxonomy places the organism in Eukaryota, Metazoa, Arthropoda, Insecta, Diptera, Drosophilidae.
AUGGUGCGACUAAGAAUGCCCUCGAACAAAACACUGGGCAACAUUUGCGUCUAUGGCGCCGUGGCCUCCAUUUCAGCGGUGAUGUACAUGAGGUGGAAAAUGGAGGAUCGUGUGAGAUCCUGUGAGUACUACAAACUGGCCCUGAAGGCAUUGCGCAGCCAUCGAGGAGCCUCGAGUCUCCUGGGGGAGCCCAUCAAGGACUUGGGCAUAGAUCUGUCCAAUGCCAACAACAAUUGCAAUGCGGAGAUGGCGCAUUUCGAGGUUUCCGUGCGGGGCAGCAAAGAUAAGGGAACCCUCUUCUUUUGGGCCUCCCAUCAGCCGGACAGAGGCUGGCUGAUCGACCGACUGGAGCUGGAGACCAAACUCAAUCCCGAGAAGCGCUUCCUGCUCAAGAAGUCCGAGGAACUGACCUUCGAUCUGCCCGAGAGCCUGAGCAAACAGCCUGCUCAAGUGGAUUCCAAAGUUAGUCUAUCCGAAAGCAAUCUGCUAAAUAAUAACGAAACUAAAACGCAUACAAAGUGA